AUGACAGUAGCUCCUGACAGAAUCUGAGUCACCAGGGCGUGGCGCCGGAGCCGUGCUUCCCUCCCUCCCUGCUCUGUAUUGUUAGCGCGGCCCCUCCCUCUGCUCCCAGACGGGUGGCGCACUUUUUCCCAGCCGGCAUCCCUCGCAGCUCGCUCUGUCUCGCCAUGGAGGACCAGUCGCCGUUCAUCUCGUCCAGCUACCCCGAGUCCCACCCGAGCGCGGAGCCCCGCGAUGAGGACAGGAAGCCCUGGGAGGACCAGGAGGUGCUGGAUCUGACCGGGGGAGCCGGCGGUUUCCGCCCGGAUCUGUUCAGGCGGGGGGAGGCUGAGGAGGAGGACGACAAGCCCAGCUACUCGGACAGCCUGGAGCCCUCUCCGGAGGAAGAGGAGCCCAGCAGCAUCAGCGAGCAGCCCAUCAUCGCGCCCCCCGUGCUGCCCAGCGCCCCCCUGGAGGAGGAGGAAGAGGAGAGACCCCCGGUGCCACGCCGGGCCCCCACAGGGUCUGUGGGCUAUACAUUUUUAGCCCAGUGGCUUCCAAGGCAAGAUGAGAACCUCUUUCCUCUUCCUGCUGCAUCUGCACCUCUGAUGCACUCCUCUGCAGACAAAGUACUGGACAUGCAGCAGCCGUAUAGCACUAUGUUGGCUGGCCAAGAGGAACUUGCAUCUGUGCUGCUUGAGUCUGCUUCUUCUCCUCCUUCUAUGUCUCCUCUGUCUGCUGAUUCCUCUAAAGAACAAGUAGUCUCUGUUGCUUUUCAUGCUAAUUUAACUGCACCAGAAGCUUUGCAAGAGCCUGUUAGUGAUCUGCACGGGGUGUCACGGACCGUAGGUGAUACGGCUUUCAGUGUAAAGUUAGGCAAUGAGGUGGAGCCAGAUUAUUCAGAGGUGUCCUAUCAUAAGGGAUCUUCCUCUUUAGGGCAAAUAAAGGAAGAUGUGAUCUUUUCAGAAAAAGGUUAUGUAGUUGAACAUCCUACAUCUCAGCAAGAGACCGUAAGUGAAGACCACACACAGUUAUAUGCACAGUCUGCUAAAGAGAUGUUUUCAGGAAUGCUUAAAGCUGUUGGACCUCCUCAUGAGGAAUUUUCAGAGAUCAAAGAAGCACUUGAAGAACAGUAUGUAGAUUUCAAACCAUUUGUGAAAUCGUAUGAGGGUGGUUAUGAAGCCAGUACUAAGAAAUUUGAAAGUGAUAUUUACAGUUUGAAUGUAGAAGCUGUUAAAAGGCCAGAGCAAAAAUAUGAAGAAGAUAAUGAAAUAGACUUAUCUGAUGAUAUUUCACCAAUAACGCCAGAAGGUCCUGAGUCCUCAGAGUAUGAAAUGUUUGUUUCUUUAGAAAAGAGCCUUUAUCCCACUACAGUGGAAAGUCAAGGUUUAGGAAACAAAACAGAUGAGAAAAAGAUGGAAGAAGUAGAAGCCAAGACAACUUCACUGGAGUCUGCCUUGAACUUAACAUCAGUGAAUCCUUUCUUUGAGCAUGUAGACCGACAAGGCGAUUAUGUUACAACUCACGAUGUCAUGGGAGGUGAUCUCUCCCACGGACCCACCAAGUCAGAAGGCCUUACUCCAGAUAUUGUACAAGAAGCAUAUGAAAGUGAAAUCCAUGAUAUUGGCAUACCCAUACUUGGAUAUGAACCCAAAAUGGAUUUGGUUCAAACAGCUGCCAAAGCUGUUCAAGAAAAUGCUGCCAAAUCUGACAAUGUUACUCCUACAUCUCAAACACCUGCACUGUUUGAAGGCACAGAUUCUGUAUCUUCACCAGUUUUGCCUGAUAUAGUUAUGGAAGCACCAUUAACAUCUGGUUCUGUUGGGUUAGAAGCCAGUGUUUUUCAUCCAGAUGUUUCACCUGUAAGCAGUGCCCCUGCUGUUAGCGAGGAGAAGAUAAAAUUUCAGUCUGAGAAACCACCUUCAUACGAAGAAGCUGUAAGUAAAUCUGGAACUCAAGACCAGGACAAAGCAGCUAAACGUGUUGAAAUAAAGGAAGAGUCCCCAUCUCAAGAACCGGAGGCACCCUACAUAUCCAUAGCAUGUGACCUAAUAAAAGAAACUAUUCCAACAGAAUCGGCACCAGAUUUUUCAAAGGCUAUGAAAGAUGAGUUUGAGUCUCAGUUUAGUCAACAUUUCGAUGAUAGUUCAUCAGAAUCUGAACACAGCGAGCCUUCCUAUAAGCACUGGGAACCUGAAGUUGUCUCAAGGAAAGUUUGUGACUCGGUUACCAGUGUGAAGACUCAAAGCAUUUCUCCAGAAAAGGAACUUAAAGGUGAUUUACUGUUUAAAGAGUCUUCCCCAAAUAAAUCCUAUUUGCAUUCAUUUCAAGUACAAUCAAACACGUCUCAGAACCCCUCUGAUUUUAUUGGUAAGAGUUCCGUUACAGAAGUUUUCAAGAGUCCAGAUAAGCCUUUGCAGAUGGAAGAAUUUUCAGUAGGUAUACAGUCAGGAAAGACUCCUAGUCCAAAAUAUUCACCAAUCACGGAGACUGCAGACUCUGAGAAGUCCUCCCCAAUAUCCUUUAUGGAAGAUGCUAUUCGAACCUCCGAUGAUGUGCAUGUUGAGAUGGUUCAGAAAGCUAAGCUGCCAGACAAGCCCAUAAAUGUACCCAGCUUUGGGAAGAAAGAAGACCUGUAUUCUGCUCUUUACCAGGAUCCGAUGCAUGCCAAAGCUGAGCAGUUUCAGGAUACUGACAAGUCGAAUGAAUAUGCUAAAGCUGUAGACCUCACAACCAGGGAUGAUUCCUCAAAUGCUAAGGAUGCUAAGCUACCGCCUCCUCCAAAGGAAGAUGCUCCUGCCGUCAGUUCCACAAAAGUGAAACAGGAAAGCAAAGAUUUAGCAAUUACUGCUCCUGUGCUUACACCGGCUUUAAAGAAUUCAGUGGUUGAUCUUCUCUACUGGCGGGACAUUAAGAAGUCAGGAGCGGUAUUUGGUGCCAGCCUGUUCCUGCUCCUUUCUCUCACAGUGUUCAGCAUUGUCAGUGUGAUUGCAUACAUCGCCUUGGCCCUGCUUUCAGUUACCAUCAGUUUUAGAAUAUACAAGGGCGUGCUUCAAGCAAUCCAGAAAUCAGAUGAAGGACACCCGUUCCGAUCGUGCUUGGAUUGUAAUGUUGGAGUAUCUGAAGACCUAGUUAAGAAGUACAGCGAUGUUGCUUUGAACCACAUUAACUGCACAAUUAAGGAGCUUCGGCGCCUCUUCCUUGUAGAAGACCUGGUUGAUUCCCUGAAGUUUGCAGUGUUGAUGUGGGUGUUCACCUAUAUUGGUGCCUUGUUCAAUGGCCUGACUUUACUCAUUUUGGCACUGAUUUCCUUGUUCAGUAUUCCAGUAAUUUAUGAAAGACAUCAGACUCAAAUUGAUCACUACCUAGCGCUCGUUAACAAGAAUGUUAAAAAUAUUACAGAUCUGGUCCUUGCAAAAGUCCCUGGACUGAAACGCAAAACAGAAUAAAAAACACAAAUCAAAUCUGCUGCAGAUACCAAUCGGAUCCUCGCAUUUGGGCGCUGUGUUUUUGGAUUACACGGGGUGGGUCAGGGCAAAGACAAACCUUGACAUUGCAGGGCAAUUCACAGAUCCUUUUUAUUUUACUUUUUUUUUUUCCUUUUUAUUUUUAGCAAUGCAGUGUUUGAGGAAGGAACAACUGUUUUUACUGCCAUGUGUUUCAUUCUAAGUAUUGUAAGCUGCUAUGUAUGGAUUUGAAACUAUUUUCUGUUUCUCCUGUGUGAAGCACCAUUUAAUACAGAACCUCUUUUUUAGCAUGCUGUAUAUUGUGCUUCAGAAGUAGUCUUACUGCGCUUUCAUGGGCAUAUUGUUAAUCCCCUUUUUGCACUGUGUAUGAUCAGUAAGUAGGAAAUUGCUGCAAACUUCCAAUAUGCCCUUCAGUGUAGAACUGGGCCAUGUGUGCAAAGUAAUGAUGUCUUUUGGCUUCUCCUGCACUGAAUGGGCGGAGGACAUAAAGCCCAGAUCAUACCGGCAAGCAACAUGAAAGACAUUGCUUCUGUUUGGUAUGAUAGCUAUAUUGUGAUUUUAUUGUUUUAUUAAUUGCCAAUAUCUAUAGUGUUUUCAGAAAGCAUAGCCGUUUAAGCCGCUCCACACUGCUUUCAAAAAAACUUUUUUUGUGUGUUUUUUUUUUUAGUAAAAGAGAAAUGGCAUUCUAACAGCCCAGCUUUCUAGCACAUACUCGUAAACCGAAAUCUAUUUCUAGAAACACUAUUGUCUGUUAAUUAAGGAAAUUAAUUAAAUUAACAUAUAUAUGUAAACUUUGGAGCUUGCACGUUGUUGCUCACUAGUUGGUUUUGUACAAACGUUUACAGUCACUGGAACUUUUCCUGUGAACCCAGUACCAAGUGCUGUAAAUCUGUUUGGUGGGAAUAAGUCACUUGUCGCAAGAACGUGAAGUGUUUUAACAGCCGCAGAAAUGUGCUGGAGCAAGUCUUUGGAAUGCAUUGUGAUAUGUUCAAAAAAACAAAACUCAAUAAAGCUUGUAGACCUUAA
Pelobates fuscus (common spadefoot toad) is the source of this 4469-nucleotide messenger RNA. RefSeq names its product reticulon 4 (gene RTN4). The transcript has 10 exons. The record is from RefSeq and is a predicted model, not a curated record. NCBI's taxonomy places the organism in Eukaryota, Metazoa, Chordata, Amphibia, Anura, Pelobatidae. Gene Ontology annotation, cellular component: endoplasmic reticulum membrane; neuron projection; postsynaptic density. Gene Ontology annotation, biological process: endoplasmic reticulum tubular network formation; neuron differentiation; brain development. The coding region runs from base 165 to 3425 and encodes 1086 amino acids.